GCCGAGACGGCAUUUUAGGAAUGUUUAGAAAUUGGUUAAAUAGUCUUUGCUCUGUACAGAAUUCUGUAGUAAAGACGUGAUCUUCUUAAAGAAACGACAGUAUGAAUGAAUAGUCUAUCGAAUCUACUGGAUAAAGUUUUCAUGAAAUACUUUCUAUUUAAAUAAAUUAAGCUUACGGAUUUCUCGAAGCAAAAGGAUUUACACGUCUUUUAAGGAUAUUCAGAGCACCAUGAUGUUGUCCGCGUUGUGUUUGCUGCUGAUGCUGUGGAGUGCACGAGGCAGCGGAAUAGCAGAGAGCCGAGAAGACAACAGCGUGUAUGACUUAUUUGAGCUCGCAAAAGUCAGUAAAAAACACAAUGGAGUGAGCCUAGUAAAGGGACCUGACCCUUACAGCCCUGCUUACAAAAUCCUCAACCCCAACCUGAUCCCUGCCAUCCCUGAGCGCUCCUUCAGGGAUCUCAUUUACUCCAUCCAGGAGGAAAGAGGCUUCCUGUUCGUGGCUAACCUCAAGCAAGCCAAGAAGACCAGGGGCAGCCUGUUUUCUGUAGAGAGGAUUGAUGGCUCUGGUUCCAUUUUUGAGCUUGUCUCAAAUGGGAAUGGCAAUACGUUAGAUCUGAUUUAUGCCACAGAAAGCGGGCACCAUGAGAUCUCAAUUGACGACGCACGACUGGCCAGCGGCAGCUGGGAGAACAUCACCCUGUUUGUGGAAGAGGACCGUGCACAGCUCUAUAUUGGUUGUGAACAGAUAAACACAAGUGAACUAGAUGUGCCUAUUCACCAGAUUCUGACACAGGAUGUCGCUGAUGUCUCUGUUCUUAGGAUUGGAAAAGGAGCAGUGAAAAGCAGAUUUCUGGGUGUGCUCCAGAAUGCACGAUUUGUAUUUAGAACCACUUUGGAGACAAUCCUCCGUAACAUGGGAUGUGAGAGCUCUCACUUCAUCAUAGACGUUGUGACCCUCGACAACCCAGUGAAUGGCUCCAGUCCAGCAAUACGCACAGAUUACACGGGACACAAGACCAAAGAUCUCCAGGACAUCUGUGGCUUCUCUUGUGAUGACUUGGCCAGCAUGUUUAAAGAGCUCAAGGGACUUGGUGUGGUUGUUAAGCAACUGUCAAAUCAGCUCCACCAAGUGACUUCAGAAAAUGCUCUGAUAAAGACCCAAAUUAAGAAAUUCAGUGGAGUGUGCCUGCAUAAUGGCAUUAUCUACAAAGACAAGGAUGAGUGGACGGUGGACAGCUGCACCCAUUGCACCUGCCAGAACUCUGCCACUAUUUGCCGGGAAAUCUCCUGCCCUCUUAUGCCUUGUGCCAAUGCCACUGUUCCUGACGGUGAAUGCUGCCCACGUUGUGGAACCUUGAAUGAUGAUGCUGAUGAUGGCUGGUCUCCCUGGUCCGAGUGGACCUACUGCUCAGUUACCUGUGGCCGUGGCAUCCAGCAACGGGGGCGCUCAUGUGAUCGCAUCAACAGCAACUGUGAAGGCACUUCAGUGCAGACAAGAGACUGCUACUUGCAAGAAUGUGACAAACGCUUCAAGCAAGAUGGAGGCUGGAGCCACUGGUCUCCCUGGUCAUCAUGUUCAGUGACCUGUGGCAUUGGUGUCAUUACUCGCAUCCGCCUCUGUAACUCACCCACACCACAAAUGGGAGGCGAAGACUGUCAAGGAGAAGGCAGGCAGACAGAACCAUGCAAGAUGUCCCCUUGUCCAAUCAAUGGAGGUUGGGGGCCAUGGUCACUAUGGGAUUCUUGCUCUGUUACUUGUGGAGGUGGACUGCAGAGCAGGCAUCGGCUCUGCAACAAUCCUGUGCCCAAAUAUGGUGGAAAAGAGUGCAUUGGCGAUCCCAAAGGCACCCGUAUAUGCAGCUCUCAAGACUGUCCCAUUGAUGGCUGCCUUUCCAACCCUUGCUUUGCUGGUUCUAAGUGCACCAGCUUUCCUGAUGGCUCCUGGAAGUGUGGGGAGUGUCCAGUUGGCUAUACUGGAGAUGGAAUUCAUUGUCAAGACAUUGAUGAGUGCAAAAUGGUUCCUGACGCUUGCUUCACGCUCAAUGGAGUCCAUCGUUGUGAGAACACAAAUCCAGGCUAUAACUGCCUACAAUGUCCUCCUCGCUACUCUGGAAAUCAGCCUUUUGGCAGAGGCAGUGAGCAAGCAAUGGCCAAUAAACAGGUCUGUACACCCAGGAACCCAUGUGAGGACGGCAGCCAUAACUGUAACAAAAGGGCCAAUUGUAUUUAUUUGGGCGUUUUCUCUGACAUCAUGUUUCGCUGCGAAUGCAAGCCAGGCUACGCUGGUAAUGGUUAUAUAUGUGGAGAGGACCCUGACCUGGAUGGCUGGCCCAACACUGAUCUCCACUGUGUUGAAAAUGCCACCUACCACUGCAAGAAGGACAACUGCCCUGACCUACCCAACUCUGGGCAAGAGGACUAUGACAAAGAUGGAAUGGGAGAUGCUUGUGAUUAUGAUGAUGACAAUGAUGGGAUCCCUGAUGAUAGGGACAACUGCCCAUUUGUCUUCAACCCAAGGCAAGCUGAUCAAGACCAAGAUGAAGUCGGUGAUCGCUGUGAUAACUGCCCAUAUAACAGCAAUCCAGACCAGAUUGACACAGACAAAAAUGGAGAAGGCGAUGCUUGUGCAAUUGAUAUUGAUGGUGAUGGUAUUCUGAAUGAAAACGACAACUGCCCGUACGUGUACAAUGUUGACCAGAGAGACACUGACCAUGAUGGGGUUGGAGACCACUGUGACAACUGUCCAUUGCAGCACAACCCUGAUCAGAUUGACUCUGAUUCAGAUAAUGUGGGUGACAAAUGCGACAGCAAUCAGGACAUUGAUGACGAUGGUCACCAGAAUAAUCUAGACAACUGCCCAUACAUCCCCAAUGCCAACCAGGCUGAUCAUGACAAAGAUGGAAAGGGUGAUGCAUGCGACCAUGAUGAUGACAAUGAUGGUGUGCCUGAUGACAAAGAUAACUGUAGACUGGCCCCUAAUCCAGAUCAGUUAGAUUCUGAUGGUGAUGGACGUGGUGAUGUUUGCAAGGAUGACUUUGACCAAGAUAAUGUCCCUGAUAUUGUGGAUGUUUGUCCAGAGAACUUUGCCAUCAGUGAAACAGAUUUCCGUAGGUUUCAGAUGGUUCCUCUAGACCCUACAGGAACUUCACAAAUUGAUCCUAACUGGGUGGUCCGCCAUCAGGGUAAAGAGCUUCUUCAGACAGUUAAUUGCGACCCUGGCAUUGCUGUUGGAUAUGAUGAAUUUAAUGCAGUGGAUUUUAGUGGAACAUUCUUCAUCAACACUGACCGAGAUGAUGAUUAUGCUGGAUUUGUGUUUGGAUAUCAGUCCAGCUCUCGCUUCUAUGUAGUGAUGUGGAAACAGAUCACACAGACCUACUGGUCUCACUCACCCACAAAAGCUCAGGGCUACUCUGGACUGUCCAUCAAAGUUGUCAAUUCUACCACUGGUCCAGGAGAACACCUUAGGAAUGCUUUGUGGCAUACGGGAGACACAACCGGACAGGUGCGUACUUUGUGGCAUGACCCUAAGAAAAUUGGUUGGAAAGAUUUCACUGCCUACAGAUGGCAACUGAUCCAUAGACCCACUAGUGGACUUAUCAGAGUCAUCAUGUAUGAAGGCAAGAAAGUCAUGGCAGAUUCUGGAAAUAUAUAUGACAAGACAUAUGCUGGUGGAAGACUUGGUCUUUUUGUCUUCUCUCAGGAGAUGGUUUACUUUUCAGACCUUAAAUAUGAAUGUCGAGACGAUUCUGAAAGGAACAGGACGAAUUUUUAAGACUGUCUCUUUACUUUUUUGUCAACCAAACAAAAAAGGAAAAGGAAAUGUGACCUUUGAAUGAACACCAGCUGGAUGACAAACAUGUACCUGCCAAACAGCAGGUAAAUCAUCAUCUCUGCAUGGAACAGGGAGACGAACCCCUUUUUAGACGUUUUUAAUCUGGACUCCUGUUGAUGAGGACUAUAAAGAAGAAGAGUUAUUGUUUAUAAUUUAAAUGUACAGAUCUGCUGUGGACUAUGAUCCUGAGAGAAAGAAACCUCUCAUAAUAUGAAGUAAAAUCUGUGUUCUGUGUCCUUCUAGUACACAGAAAUAUGUCUGUUACUUCAAGCAAAUGAGUGUUUUUAUAUGAAUAUUUGUCAGAAAGAUCCCACUUGAUGUUUGUGUGCUAACUGAAAAGCCACUUGCCCUUUUCUAGAGGCAUUAAAUACAUUCUGAUGUGCUCAGGGUUUAAGGGACCUUCAUCAAUAUAUCAGAGCAAAACAGUAUGUACCACAAAGUUACUUACAGCAAUAUUUAGACUAUAUCUACAUGGGAAAUUUAUUAUUGUCUGUUACUAUGUAACAAGCAGAUAGACAUUCCAGCUGUCACAAUUUACUAAUUUAUAUUAUUGACACCCCUUGCAUGUGCGCGUGUGUGUGUGCGCGCGCAUGUGUGUGCCUGUGUGGACGUGCAUGUGCUUGUGCGUAUGCGAGCGUGUGUGUGAUAAAACAUUGAGAACAAACUGGAUCUUUGUAGAAACUCUUAUAUUACACAUUAAAUAAUAAUAAUUUUUAUCCGAAAUCCAAACCAUUUUGUAGUUUUUAGCCAUGCUUGUACUAUGCUCUGUAUUCUAAACAGCAAGGAAAGACAAUAUACAAAUAAUACCUCAUACUAGAAUAUAAAUCAGUUACAUUUUUUUUUUUAGUUAGCAAAUGUAAUACAAUCAUAUGUUUUCAAAAUGUAUAUAAUACAAAAUAUUUUUGCCAAAUAAAAAUACUCCUACAGGGCAUACAUGUUUUUUUUUAAAUGAAUAAAUGAUGCAUUUUUAAAUAAUAAAUUAUUAUUGAUGUUCGAUGUAUUUGACGAUGCAGUUUCAUGUUUGUAGAUAUGUGCUAUUUAAAUAAUUUAUCAGGAAGUGUGAUGUAUUUGGAAGUGUUCUGUAUGUAUAAACAGUUUGCACAGUGAGGUGAGGAUGUGUUUAUUGUCUUUUGUUCUUUUUAUUGUUGUUGUUGCUGUUGUUGUUUGACACCCCCCCUCCCCGAUCCCCCGAGGAUUGCCUUGUACUAUGAGGGUUGCCUUAUAUUUUUAUAUUUAAAAUUUUCUCCGGAAAUGCUGUUUUUACUUGUCUGUUAUGUUUAAAAGAACAAACGAACAAUAAACCGUUAAAGAUUAAA
Messenger RNA from Tachysurus fulvidraco (yellow catfish), 5148 nucleotides. RefSeq names its product thrombospondin-1. Lineage: Eukaryota; Metazoa; Chordata; Actinopteri; Siluriformes; Bagridae. Bases 230 to 3772 code for a protein of 1180 amino acids. Gene Ontology annotation, cellular component: extracellular region. Gene Ontology annotation, molecular function: protein binding; calcium ion binding. The record is from RefSeq and is a predicted model, not a curated record. Gene Ontology annotation, biological process: negative regulation of angiogenesis; cell adhesion. The transcript has 23 exons.